AUGGACCCGGGUACAUUCGCUCAGGAUUUCUUCUGCCGGUUAUGUGCAGCGGAAGGCAUUGUAAUACACCCGCUAUUCCCCCCGGGUGACAAUGACCCGAAGGAUGAGCUAGUGCGUAUGAUAGCGGUGCUAACAUCGGUGCAUCUCGCACAAGCGGAUGACGCUGGGGCGGUCAUUUGUGACAAAUGUUUGCAAAUGUUGGACUUGUUUUGUAAGUUUCGUGAGGAGUGCCUGCGGCAGGAUGUGCUUAUACGGACGAGAAGGACCGUACUCGCCGAACAGCUGGAAAGGCAGCGACAGCAGUUGUUACUUCAGCAGCAGCAGAGUUCUCAUCGGACGGUAGAGGUGAAGCUGGAGAAUGAUGAUGAUAGAGUAACGGAAGCCGCGCUACCGAUCAUAGCCGAAGUACCGGAGGAGAUUAUCUGCACACCAACGCCACAUUUCACCGAUAUAGAAUGUAAGGAGGAAUGUGAAGAAGCGGAUAACAUGCAACAGAUACUGGUGACGCUGGAUUCGGUACCGGUUGCAAGUCCACCGGUAUUGCACCAAUACGGCAUUACCCAUGACUGCAUAAUUAGUUCUAGUAUUAGCGAAGGUUCUCAUGCACUUCCCGGAUCGACGCUGAUCACACCGACCAAACAUCUCGGUAUCUCGGUUCUGGGCAACCAAAUAUCACCGAGCGGCACGUGUACGACCGCUGGCGAGACGACGAUUUGUGCAACGGGUAAUACCUCGCCAAUCCCUUCACGGCGUAGCAAGGGAAAGAUAAAACCAAACUUCAAAAAACCACCGCCUGGAUGUGAACAGUGUCGGCAAAGCUUCGCUACCUACUACGAGUACGAUCAGCAUAUGAACCAACAGCACGCAUGGGACAAAGCCAACCGUUGCUCGUUGGCCUGUGAUCCGUGCCAGAUGAGGUUCACCAAAUCGUACAACUUAAAACGCCACAUGUACGAGGUGCACGGGGAGAUACCGCAGGGACUCACGGUAAUACCGUGCGAGCAUUGCGGUGAGCGUUUCCUGCGCGGUAACAUUCUCGAACGACACAUCGCGAAGGUGCAUCGGAGCAAGAACAAGCUGAAAGUCUGUGCCAUUAAAUCGACCUAG
Molecule: messenger RNA, 1107 nt
Organism: Anopheles marshallii
Lineage: Eukaryota; Metazoa; Arthropoda; Insecta; Diptera; Culicidae
Product: specificity protein transcription factor 3-like
Exons: 2
Coding region: 1-1107 (368 amino acids)
Biological process (GO): regulation of transcription by RNA polymerase II
Cellular component (GO): nucleus
Molecular function (GO): DNA-binding transcription factor activity, RNA polymerase II-specific; zinc ion binding; sequence-specific DNA binding
Source: RefSeq, a predicted model, not a curated record